Messenger RNA from Mollisia scopiformis, 1945 nucleotides. RefSeq lists its product as uncharacterized. Gene Ontology annotation, biological process: maturation of SSU-rRNA from tricistronic rRNA transcript (SSU-rRNA, 5.8S rRNA, LSU-rRNA). The record is from RefSeq and is a predicted model, not a curated record. NCBI's taxonomy places the organism in Eukaryota, Fungi, Ascomycota, Leotiomycetes, Helotiales, Mollisiaceae. The transcript has 2 exons. Gene Ontology annotation, cellular component: small-subunit processome; nucleolus. The coding region runs from base 45 to 1901 and encodes 618 amino acids.
CUGAAGGCUCCAAUUGCCCUCACACGAUUUCAAUACCAGAUACAAUGGCAAAAAAAAGGAAAGCUUCCGGACGCGCUGCACCGGCGGCAGAAGAUGAUGAUUACGAAUCGAAGAGUGGCCGUAUAGGACCCAUCACGACCUACGAAGAUGUCGCAGACUCGGAAGAUGAGUUCCAUAUCAAUCGAGACAAGGUUAUGCUGGAGGAUGGACCAGACGCAAAGCGCAGAAGGAAAUGGGCAGAUGAAGAUGCUUUGCUUGAGCCAUCAGACGAAGAAGUCCUUGGAUACUCCUCCGAAAGCGAAGACGAAGUGAAUACACGUCAAUUCGGGAAAAGUAAUGCAGUAAAAGGAUCGGAUGUUGAGCAAGUCGAAGAAGAAGACGAAGAUGCUGGCGGCUGGGGAUCUUCCAAGAAGGAUUACUAUAACAAUGACCAAAUCGAGACCGGUGCGGAUGCCCUGGAGGAAGAGGCGGAGGCUCAGAGACUUCAACAGAAGAAGCUUCAAAAGAUGUCAGAGGCAGACUUCGGAUUCGACGAGUCGGAGUGGCUUGAUGCUGGAGACGAUGAUGGCGACGGAGAUGUGGUCACGGAAGUCUUGAAGGACGUCGAGAUCACCCCUGAGAUGGGCACAGACGAGCGAUUACGAAUUCUACAAACACGAUACCCCGAGCUUGAAUUUCUUGCCAACGAUUUCAUAUCACUCCAGCCUGUCUUAGAAGAAUUGCAAGAACAGGCCGAUUUGGAAUUGUCAAAGUCAUCAGGACAAGCAUUACUUUUGGUUACCAAGAGCAGAGCAUUGGCAGCAUAUGUCGCUUCACUGACGAUGUAUUUUGCUAUCCUGACGUCUCCAGCGAAAGGUAAUACGGAACAAGCUCGACCUCUGGAUCCAGCAGAACUACGAGACCAUCCAGUCAUGGAAAGCUUAUUACAAUGCAGACAACUUUGGUCGAAAGUAAAGUCUCUGAAGGGGCCGAGCAUCCACCACAUCGAGGCGGAGAUUCCAAGCGAAGAAGAACUAGCUUUUCUACAAACAAAUGGUACCUUGGAGCUAACAAUCUCUAAGAAAUCUAAGAAAGAGAGGGUUCGCCAAGCAGAAGUCAAGAAAGCAGCAUCUCUUCGCGCCAAACAAAUGGCAGAUGCCGAAGAGGAGCUUGCAGACCUGUCUAAUCUGAUUCCUAAAUCGCGAAAGUCCAGCAAGAAAGCUAAACAAAUCGUCGAAGCAGAUGAUGAGUCUGAUUUUGGUGAGGAAGAGACAAUGGAUGCACGAGCUGCCGCAGAGAAAUCUCAGAGGAAGAAGAGCUUACGAUUCUACACUUCCCAAAUCGCGCAGAAAGCCAACAAGCGUGCUGAUGCUGGCCGAGAUGCUGGUGGUGACACUGAUCUGCCGCACAGAGAGAGGUUGCGUGAUCGUCAGGCUCGACUAAAUGCCGAGGCUGAAGCACGAGGCAAGAAGAUGGACGCAUAUGGUCGUGGUGGAGCUGCUUUGGGUGGCGAAAGCGAUAGCGGAGAAGACGAAGUCGCGGAACAAAUCAGAGAGGAGGGCGACGAGUAUUAUGAUAUGGUUGCAAGGACAUCGAAGCAGAAGAAGGCUGAGAAGGCUGAGAAGAUGGACGCGAUCAAGAGGGCUAAGGCAGAGAACGCUAUGGUCCGUGUCGUCGAGGGAGAGGUCGACGAAGAUGGAAAGCGUGCUAUCGGCUACGUGAUCGAGAAGAACAAGGGUCUGGCACCAAAGAGGAAGAAGGAUGUCAGAAAUCCUAGAGUCAAGAAGAGGAAGAAGUUCGAGGAGAAAAAGAAGAAGUUGGCAAGCACGAGAGCUGUGUAUAAGGGUGGCGAGGAGAGAGGAGGCUAUGGUGGCGAGAAGACUGGUAUUAAGCCUGGUUUGGUCAAGAGUAUCAAGCUUUAAUGAAUGGUCGUACUAGCCUAGGAGCUUUCAUGAAUUGUAUCGGC